GUUUACAACUCGCUACCUCCGUGGUGAGUGGGGCAAAAUGUUUAACAAGAAACCCCGGAGAAACUUUCGGCAGAGAAAAGACAGCUCCAGUGACGAUGAGGACCAGGUAAAGAACAGCAAAGAAGGAGACGAAAACCCGGAGAAAACCGCCCCAGCUGUGGUAAAUAAGCCCCUUAAAGCAGCGCAAGGCCGCGGCAUCACUUGCAGCUCCAAGCGGGAAGCGACGCCUCCGAAGUCGUACACUAGUGACGGAGAAGACGGGGAAACGUUGGACGUGACAGAUGAAAGAGAAGAGAGGAAGAAAGACAAAGAGGGGACUAAUAAGAAAGAACCCUCUGUUUUGAGUUUCUCUGAUGAUAAGGAAGCUGAGGAAUCUACGUUUAAAUUGAAGAAGUCAUCUGAGAAAGCUGUGCUGUUCCAGAUUAGGAGGAAGGAGGCUCCUCCCAGCAAGACCACCCACAGCACAGGUGGUGGUGGUGUCUCAUCAUCAACUUCUCCCAGGCAAGAUCAUAGCAGUCAGGCUUCACCACAUUCUGUGGAUGAUGAUGACGACAAUGAUGAUGGUAGCAAUGAUGACAAUGACAGUGAUGAGGGUGGUGCGAGGUCUCCUUCAGCUAGCUCAGCCUCAGACUCUAGCAGCUCGGCUCAUACACCAGGUAUUAAAUAUCCCCAUGCUAAAGAGAUCGCGGCAGCCAGGAGACAGCGUCGCGCCAAUCGAACCCAAAAGGAAUUCAUUCCCCUGAGCAGAGAUGGCCAGAGUUCAGCUGGCAGCACCCCAGAUCACUACAGCAGGGAGGAUGAAGAUGACAGAGAUGAUGAUGAUAAUGAGCUGGAUGAUCACGAGAAACGAAUCGAGUUUGCCCCACGGAUGAAGAGCAUCAGGGAAAGAAUUGCUGAGAAGCUAGGAGGAAGUGAUGGCAGCCUCUCAGGGACUGAUGGGGAGGAGCAGGAACUCUGGGAAGAGACACAAAUUGGAAAGGGAGUCAAGAGACGAACAGGGGAGCAGAGCCCAUCUGGGAGUGACUCCAGCAGCUACAGCAGCAAUAGUAGAAGCAGUCGAGACAGAGGAAGACAAAAAAAGAAAUCUACAGGAGUCAGAAUUCCAAAGACGUUUCCUCCUGUCACUGUCUCAGUUGUCAAGAGAAGGAUCACUGAGAAACUGGAGUCUUUGAAGGAGGUGUACAGAGCACGCCAGGCAGAGCUGAGGAGGAUCGAGGGCGAUGUUGAGAGUGCUAAAACCUCCUUGGAGGAUCUGGAGGAAAGCACCUCAGAGAGGCAGCUAAAAUUUUACAGGACCAUGACGGGUUAUGUCCACAACAUGGUGGAGUGUCUGCAGGAGAAGGUUGUUGAGAUCAACUCUUUGGAACUAGAGUUGCACACUCUGCUGUCUGACCAGUUGGAGGCGCUGUUAGCUCAAAGACACGAAAAGAUUAAGGAGCAGGCAGACCGCCUGCAGCAGCUCAGCUAUAACACAGCAGAGCAGAGUGGAAGUUCAGCCAAUGGAACAGAAAAUCAGUGUGUUGGUGUUAAAACCGAGGAAGAUUUUGAUACACCUGAAGACACACAGCCUUCAGCAGAAGAGGAGGAGCAGUUACAGAAGAAAACAGCUGAUAUACUGUUGAGGUCCCAGAAGGUGUUUGAUGUCCAAGACGACUUCUGCAAUGUUAAAAAGAUUCUGUCCCGCUUUGAAGAAUGGAGAGGAUGCUACUCGGAGUCCCUACCACAAUGCUUACAUCUCUUGUGUCUGCCUAAGUUGCUGAACCCCAUCAUUAGGCAUCAGCUGUUGGCUUGGAACCCUUUAAAGGAUGCCAGUAUGGACUUUGAAAACCUCCCAUGGUUCACAGCAGUGGAGACCUUUUGUCAUGGACAUGGCCAUGAGGAACUAGAGCACACAGACAGACAGACACUGUCCAACGUCAUAGAAAGGACCGUCGUACCCAAAAUGACUGCCUAUGUGGAGCUGGUGUGGGACCCCAUGUCCCAUCAACAGCUCUCUGUCUGUCUGACUGAUGUGUGUCACAGACUGAAGGAGGACUAUUCCACCUUUGAAGGAGAACCGAGUAAACCAGUCAAGGCAUUCACAGAGGCUGUUGUCCGCAGGCUGAGAAGCUGUGUAGAUGAAGAUGUCUUCAUUCCCCUGUACCCCAAAAAGUUUCUUGAAGAGACAUCAUCUCCUCAGCGUCAUUUCAGAGAUCAGCAGUUCUGGACAGCUGUAAAACUACUAGGUAACAUGGGGAAGUGGGAUUUGCUGCUCCCUGAUUUCGUAUUGAAGGAACUGAUGUUGGACAAGCUGUUGAACCGAUACCUGAUGACCACACUGUGCAGUCAGACACUCUCCAACAAUGCUGUUUAUGCAUGCAAAAAGAUAGCAGAUAGUCUACCUCUGUCUUGGUUUAAAGGGGAGAGCACGUGUUUGCCUCAGCUGCAGAAUUUCAGAAACCACGUAGUUCAGAAAGUUCAUGCCAUCUGCAAACAGCAGCCGCCUGAAGAUCCAAACACCAGGUCUGCUGUGGUUGACCUACUGAAAGUUCUGAGUACAAUCCGAUGCCACGACUCCAUCAUGGCCAUAGCACAGAAAUACCACUAUGAAGAUGCCAUCUACUCUCAUCAGCUGCUGAACCAAGAGACGGCAUGAACCUCAACUGUUCAACGGAAGAUGUUUAAAACUAAAAUACCAACAAACUUGUAUGGUUCACCUUGACUUGAAGCAAUAGUCAAGAGGAACUCUUUGUAAAAUAAUUCACCUUCCCACAAUUUUUAAAUCACAAAUUUUGCUGUGUAAAGGAGGUAAUUGUAUUUUUAUGAAUAAAUGAGCUUUGUUAGUAUUUAUUUUAGGCAGUUUCCUGUUUAAUUAUGCAACAACCUUUUUUUUUUUUUCCUCUUUAUUCCUGAUCCACACAACAGGGUUGCAUCAGUGACAUCUUCAAAACUGCAUUCAAGCUACAAUACUGUUGUAUCAUUCUUAAAUUGUGCAGUUUCUCAUCAACAGACACUGAGAAAAGACAGCUUUACUGAAAUAGUUUCCUUUUUUGCAACCUCAUGUUGACAUCAUUUCUUUUUUUUUAAUUUUAUAUCCAAGAUCAUCACUGUCAGUUCAUAUUAAAUACAAUACACUGCACUUUGGAGUGCAGUCAGGCCAUACUUAAAAGAAAUCUUGAGGGUGAGGUGAGUGGAUGAUAGUAAUUGCUACUUAAUAGUAAUUUGCUACUUUUGCUACUUUCUGCUUUUCUCAGU
This is a messenger RNA of Archocentrus centrarchus (flier cichlid), 3234 nucleotides long. RefSeq names its product GC-rich sequence DNA-binding factor 2 (gene gcfc2). Gene Ontology annotation, cellular component: nucleus. Gene Ontology annotation, molecular function: DNA binding. The record is from RefSeq and is a predicted model, not a curated record. Gene Ontology annotation, biological process: mRNA splicing, via spliceosome. NCBI's taxonomy places the organism in Eukaryota, Metazoa, Chordata, Actinopteri, Cichliformes, Cichlidae.